Messenger RNA from Drosophila navojoa, 2452 nucleotides. It is a transcript of the gene Axs, whose product is annotated as Abnormal X segregation. The record is from RefSeq and is a predicted model, not a curated record. Gene Ontology annotation, cellular component: plasma membrane. Gene Ontology annotation, biological process: chloride transmembrane transport. Gene Ontology annotation, molecular function: chloride channel activity. NCBI's taxonomy places the organism in Eukaryota, Metazoa, Arthropoda, Insecta, Diptera, Drosophilidae.
ACUAAACACACACGCGCUUAUGUUUAUGUGUGCAUAUGCGUGCGCAAGUGCGAGUGGGAGCGCAAUAGAGCCGAUAGAACAAGAGAAACCGGCAAUAACCAGAGAAAUGCUAAAAUAGCCACGAUCUCUGGCACUGGCCACGUUUUGAAAUGUUUUGGCGUUAUUAAAACAUUUUUCGUGCUGGCAUUGGGACAAACCUAAUAAUUAUACAGAAAAAUAUACAUGUAUAUGUGUGUGUGUGUGCGUGCUGUGUGCAUGAGUGAGACACUUUAUUCGCCGCUUUGGCAAAAUUCUGGCAUUGUUAUUCGCAUUUGCAGCGACGACUCAUCAUAAAUAAUGUCCGAAGAUGCGAAGAGUCCACGCACCCGAAACAUUAUCGAGAAUCAACUCUUUCGCCGGCAGCGCAGUUUAAAGCUCGAGGCGCUGCAGAGACAACGCUCGCAACAUGGGACCAUCGACGUCAUCGACGACGACGAAGAAGCGGAGACAUUUGGCAAGACGUACAUAGUUAUCAUAUUCACGGAGAAGGCGAAGCUGCGCCACUGCCAGGAUGUGGAGAAGAUCAUUCAAGAGUUUGAUAUACAAACCACACUGGAAAUUGUCAGCAAAACCGAAAAGUAUUUGUAUCUGUCCGCCAGCUUGGAUACGCUGCUCCGUCUGGCCGAUGCCGCCGAGCUGGAGAAGAUGACAACAACGGGCAGCAUGCAAAAGUUCAACUAUGGCUGUGUCUCCGAUUUCCUGCUGCCGGGCAUGACGCAGGAGCAAAUAUUGCAUUACUGCGAGACACCUGUGCUGAUUAAGGAUGUCGUGGAGCCGGCUAUAAGAUCGUAUAUACAGAAGGGCUACAUCGAGGACAUGUUUCCAUUGCAUGAUAUUCUCUAUUUGGAUCGCUUCCAUUUUAACCUGAAACGCACAACUUUGCCCAUCGAGGAGAUACGCAACUACUUUGGCUCCAGCAUUGGCCUGUACUUUGCCUUCAUUGAGUUCUAUACAAAGGCCCUGAUCUUUCCGGCUGUGUUUGGCAUACUGCAAUCCCUCAUGAAUCUCAAUCUUUCGCUCGUGUGCAGCUUCUAUGUGGUUUGGACAACGAUAUUUCUGGAACUGUGGAAGCGCCGAUGUGCUGGGCUCUCCUAUCGCUGGGGCACCAUUGAGAUGAGCAGCUUGGAUAAGCCUCGCGCUGGCUACCAGGGCCAACUGAAGCCGGAUCCGAUAACGGGCAAGAUGACCCUGCACUAUCCGAUGCGCUAUACGUACCUGCAAAUGUAUUGCAUUUCGUAUCCGGUGGUGCUGGGCUGCGUGGUGGCUGCCGCCUGGUUUGCUCUGUAUCAGUUUCAAAUAGAGGCCGAGGUGCUGGCCGAUUUCGGAGCGGAUUCCUGGCUGCUCUAUAUACCCGUCAUUGUGCAGUCCAUGCUGAUAGCGAUUUUCUCGUGGGCAUACGAAAAGCUUGCCACAUUCCUGACCAAUUUGGAGAAUCAUCGCACCAGGUCGCAGUACGAGCGGCAUCGGGUCAAUAAGCUGAUGCUCUUCGAGAUUGUGAACAACUUCUUCUCCCAGUUUUAUAUUGCGUUCGUGCUGCAGGAUCUCAAGCAGCUCAAGUACCAGCUGAUGAUGCAGUUGCUCAUCUUCCAAUUGGUGUGCAUAGCACAGGAGAUUGGCAUACCACUGAUGGCGGUGCUGCGACAGAAGUAUGCCAAGUAUCGCCACAAGGAGAUCGAGCCAGAGAAGCUGCGCAGCAUCAGCAACAAGCCGCGCUACGAGCAAGCAUUCUACGAGUCCGGCCUCGAUGAAUACCAUUCCACGUACGAGGACUAUCUGCAGGUCUGCAUACAGUUCGGCUACGUGGUGCUCUUUGCGGCCGUGGCGCCCUUUGCCGCCAUCGGUGCGCUGAUCAACAACGUGUUCGCCGUCCACAUCGACAUGUUCAAGCUGUGCAACAUCUUCAAGCGUCCCUUUGGGCGUCGUGCCAAGAACAUUGGCGCCUGGCAGCUGGCCUUCGAGCUGCUCUCUGUGAUGUCGCUGCUGAGCAACUGUGGCCUGCUCUUUCUCCAGCCGAAUGUCAAACAAUUCUUUGCCCAUUGGCUGCCCUCCAUACCGGAUCUGUCCUUUGUCAUCUUCGAGCAUCUGCUGCUGGGCCUCAAGUUUCUCAUACACAAGGUGAUUCACGAGCGACCGCGCUGGGUGCGCAUCGGACUGCUGAAGGCUGACUAUGAGACCAGCCAGGCGCUGAAGCAGCUCAAGAAAUUCAAAGCGGCCAACAAAAUGGCUUAGACGGUGCCAACGGCCGCCAUCCUGGCCAAUAUAUGUAUAAACGCGAACCAGUCCAUUUACAUACAAAUUAACGUAUACUUAAAUGCUUUUAUUGUAAAUCUCUCAACUAAUGGUGCCUUAAAUACGAGUUUGCGCUCAUAUUUAGCUAUAUAUUAAAUACAUUUCACGUACCUAACUGCAUAAA